Psylliodes chrysocephalus is the source of this 1521-nucleotide messenger RNA. Lineage: Eukaryota; Metazoa; Arthropoda; Insecta; Coleoptera; Chrysomelidae. The record is from the annotation of a GenBank genome assembly.
UGCAUUUUGAUUUAUUUUUGUUCUAUUUCUGAGUUUAAAAUGAUGUUAACUAUAUCAGAAGAAGAAAAGAAAAAUAUUUUUAAAUGCCUUAACGAAUUAAACAUUUGUAAUAGAUGUAUUUUAAGAUAUUUGGGAUACAACAUUUGUGAACAUGGCAUAGAUACAUUUUUGAAUUCCGGUUGUAUCAUAAAUGAGUUAUUUCAUAUUGAUGAAGAAAGUUGCAAUGAGAAUAAAAAAUUGAAAAAGAAUCCGUGCAGAUCCUGUUUGAAUGUACUGGAUGAUACAGUUAUAGAAAAUUAUGCAUCAGUUAUUACAGACGAAUUCGAAAAGUAUGACAUACAAAAUUUCUAUACAACUCUUAAUUUUCCAGUUUCUAUAUCGAUAAGAGAAUUUGGAAUGUUUCUAUAUUUGAAAGAGAAAUUUCCUGAUAUAUACAAACAAUUUAUUCAUAUUGAAAAAAUAAAAAGAGUUUUUAGAACAAUUACAAGCAAUACAUUUUCAUUGAAACUUAAGAGGCCAUUUAAAGAAGACUCCAACUUACAGUUGAACAUUAACAUCGUUUACCAAGAUGAAGAAAAAGAAAUGGAAAACUUAGUUAAGGUAAUAACUGCUAAAAAAAUAAGUAAGAAGACAAUCGAUGAUUUUUUAAAUUUGUGUUCAGAUGAAGUUUUUAAAAAGCAUUUUCCGAUACCACCUGCUAUCCAAGACAAGGAAACAUCUGCCACUGUUAACUUCAGUUCUUCUAUUGCUUUUUUGGGAGGUAGAUAUUUAAAAUUCUCUAGAGAGAUGGGACAGACACCUUUCAUCGUAAACAAUACACCCAUAACUGAACAUUCAGUGCAAGAAGUGAUAUUUGACAGUAUUGCUAAAGUGUUAAAAUGCGAUAAACAAAAACUAACAUUUUCUGCAAGUGGCAGGGAAGAUUCUGAUACUAGAAUGUUGGGUGAAGGAAGACCUUUUUACAUCCAAAUAGAUGAUCCAUUAUUUGAGAAAAUAACCCCCCAACAGUGCCAAGACAUAGAACAGAUUAUAUCCCAAUCGAAUACAGUGGUAGUUAUAAAAUUACAGCAAGUGUCUCAAGAGUCUACUAAAAAAAUUAAGUUUGGGGAACAAGAAAAGAGAAAACAUUAUAGAGCUCUCUGUAAGAGUUUAGCUCCAAAUGUCGAAAAUGCUAUUUCUACUGUUAAUUUAAUGAUAUGCCCUUUAGCUAUACAACAAGCCACACCCAUCAGAGUGUUGCACAGGAGAACACACCUCAUUAGAGAAAGACUCAUUUCUGAAAUAAAAGCCACACCUGUUGAAGGUUAUUCAAACUUGUUUUACUUGGAUGUAAUAACUGAAGCUGGUACAUAUGUUAAAGAGUUUGUUAAUGGCGAUUUUCAUAGAACCAAUCCAAAUUUGUGUGAUACUACUGGUUACCCAGUUGAUGUGGUGGCAUUGGAUGUUACUGCUGUAGAACUGGAUUGGCCUUGUAAAAAUUAGUUAAAUAAAAUGUUUUUAAAAAAUAAAACUGUUAUUCUG